This is a messenger RNA of Drosophila hydei, 704 nucleotides long. Its product is annotated as glucose-induced degradation protein 8 homolog. Gene Ontology annotation, biological process: proteasome-mediated ubiquitin-dependent protein catabolic process. The record is from RefSeq and is a predicted model, not a curated record. The transcript has a single exon. Lineage: Eukaryota; Metazoa; Arthropoda; Insecta; Diptera; Drosophilidae. Bases 49 to 663 code for a protein of 204 amino acids. Gene Ontology annotation, molecular function: protein binding. Gene Ontology annotation, cellular component: cytoplasm; nucleus.
AUUUCUCAAAAAUUAAGUAAUCGAACGGUAUAUAUAAAUCUCUCUAAGAUGGCUGGGAGUAACCAGCGCACCGGCUGGCCACAUCGCAUGAAGAGCUUUCAGUCCAAGCAGGCGGACAUCAAUUGGCUAAUCAUGAAAUAUCUAGUGGCAGAAGGCUAUUUGGAUGUGGCCCAGGGCUUCGAGGCUGUGGCGCGACUCGAAUCGGAGACGACACAGCUGGACCCAGUGGAAUAUCAGAAGCGCAUCAAGAACGCUGUGCGCACCGCUCAGGUUCAAUAUGCCAUCGACAUGGCCAAGCGGCUGUACCCGAAACUAUUUGAGAGCGAGAACUACAUGUACUUUCACAUGCAGCAGCUGCACCUCAUUGAGCUAAUACGCGAGAGCAACAACUAUAAGAACAGCGUCUCCAGUAAGACGAACAUAGAACUAGACAUGGAACGGACCGCACAGCGCUCCGUUGAGGAGAAACGUGAGCUCGACUCGGCUCUGCGCAGAGGCGGUCAUACUGCGUGCAUGGAGCCCAAAAUGAUGUUCCUGGUGAAGCUAAUACUCUGGGCACAGCAGAAGCUCAAUAAGGACGGCUGUGCCGUUAGAUGUGAUGGGUUCGAUCUCGAGAUGGAUGACUUCGAGUUCGAGCUGAAGCGGGCUAUGCAAAACAAUUAGAUCAAUCGAUCCAUCGAUCAGACGAACAUCUGAUGUCUACU